Rangifer tarandus platyrhynchus (Svalbard reindeer) is the source of this 1515-nucleotide messenger RNA. NCBI's taxonomy places the organism in Eukaryota, Metazoa, Chordata, Mammalia, Artiodactyla, Cervidae. The record is from the annotation of a GenBank genome assembly.
AUGUUGUCCUUCUCUUUUAUUUGGGCGACUCGGCCUCUGCGGAGAUGUGGUCAGCUGGUUGGGAUGGCCGUACGGUGCCAACACAGUGAGGCUGCCCAGACUCAGACCGGAGAAGCAAGCAAGGGCUGGUCAGGCCAGGAGAGUCUAUCAGACAGUGACCCUGAGAUGUGGGAUCUGCUGCGGAGAGAGAAGGACAGGCAGUGUCGCGGCCUGGAGCUCAUUGCUUCAGAGAACUUCUGCAGCCGAGCUGCGCUGGAGGCGCUGGGGUCCUGUCUGAACAACAAAUACUCGGAGGGUUACCCUGGCAAGAGGUACUACGGAGGGGCCGAGGUAGUGGAUGAGAUCGAGCUGCUGUGUCAGCGCCGGGCCCUGGAGGCCUUUGACCUGGACCCUGCUCAGUGGGGAGUCAAUGCCCAGCCCUACUCCGGGUCCCCAGCCAACCUGGCCGCCUACACAGCCCUUCUGCAGCCUCACGACCGACUCAUGGGGCUGGACUUGCCCGAUGGGGGCCAUCUCACCCACGGCUACAUGUCUGAUGUCAAGCGAGUCUCGGCCACAUCCAUCUUCUUCGAGUCUAUGCCUUAUAAGCUGAACCCCGAGACUGGCCUCAUUGACUAUGAGCAGCUGGCCCUCACUGCUCGGCUCUUCAGGCCACGACUCAUCAUAGCUGGUACCAGUGCCUAUGCGCGCCUCAUUGACUAUGCCCGCAUGAGAGAAGUGUGUGACGAGGUCAAGGCACACCUCUUGGCAGACAUGGCCCACAUCAGUGGCCUGGUGGCUGCCAAGGUGAUCCCCUCACCCUUCAAGCACGCGGAUAUUGUCACCACGACCACUCACAAGACCCUUCGAGGGGCCAGGGCAGGACUCAUCUUCUACCGGAAGGGGGUGCGGGCUGUGGACCCCAAAAGUGGCCGAGAGAUCCCUUACACAUUCGAGGACCGAAUCAACUUUGCUGUGUUCCCAUCCCUGCAGGGGGGCCCCCACAACCACGCCAUUGCUGCAGUGGCUGUGGCCCUAAAGCAGGCCUGCACCCCCAUGUUCCGGGAGUACUCCCUGCAGAUUCUGAAGAACGCUCGGGCCAUGGCUGACGCCCUGCUGGAGCGGGGCUACUCCCUAGUGUCUGGCGGCACUGACAACCAUCUAGUGCUGGUAGACCUGCGGCCAAAGGGCCUGGACGGAGCUCGAGCCGAACGGGUGUUGGAACUUGUAUCCAUCACGGCCAACAAGAACACCUGUCCUGGAGAUCGAAGCGCCAUCACCCCUGGGGGCCUGCGGCUGGGGGCCCCAGCCCUGACUUCUCGAGGGUUCCGUGAAGAUGACUUCCGGAAAGUUGUAGGCUUUAUAGAUGAAGGUGUCAACAUUGGCUUGGAAGUGAAGAGCAAGACCACCAAACUCCAGGAUUUCAAAUCUUUCCUGCUCAAAGACCCAGAAACAAGUCGCCAGCUGGCCGACCUUAGGCAACGGGUGGAGCAGUUCGCCAGGGCCUUCCCCAUGCCUGGCUUUGAUGAUCACUGA